UCACUGCCCACAUGAUCAAUCAAAGGAAAUGUCUACAAAAUGUGACUAUCAGUACAGGACAUUCUAGUCACUGAAGAGGUCAAGUUCUGUUAUACAUUUUUGCAGAUGCAAUUAUAAGAUAUGCUGUUUGCUACACACUACCCCCUUUUUCGGAAACUGUCAUGUUUGUGGAUUGUUGCAAUCGUGACAUUUGGCUUUUGUGGUGCUCGACGAUCAUACUGGAGUGAUAAACCAUGGAUCAAUGUCAAUUCUUCUGAUAUCGAGGAUGGAGAGUGGGUGAAGGUGCUUUGUGGAGUUCCCAUUGAUUACACUGGAGGCUUUUGUCGCCUCUACAGAGAUGAGUCCAAGGUCCCUUUAAAAACGCUUCAGACUCAGUCCUAUGUUUGCGAAUUCCUUCUGUCCUCACGUGAACUCUUGGCUGGGAGACCAGCCGGGACCAGAACGGCAGUUCGAUGUGACUACACUCUGCAAAACUAUGUGUCCGUGCCGAGCGACAGUUCAGCAGUGGUGGUGUGGGGCACCGCUGAAAAGCCAGAGCUGAAAAUGAGUCCACAGGUGGUAAUGCUUGAUGGCAAGGUCCGGGUGAACUGCGAAGCCCCUCGAUACAAAGCUUCUGAAUGUAUGGUAUACAGGGACGCGAUUCAAGUGGCUCAGACACCAUGCAGCCAUUGGAUAACGGGGGAAAAACUGAUGUUGUGGGAGCCCGUCUCCUUAUUCAACGAGAUCUCUGUGACUUGCGAAUACAAAAGGGAAGGAUGGGAUUACAUUCGAUCGGAUAGGAGCAAUCCCACAAAGAUAUUGGUAGUGGAUCCCACAAGGUUGCAGAUUUCUACAAACCAAACAAAUGCCACAUUUGUCUGUGACGUCCCAGCCCGUGUUCAGGACUUUGUGUUCUUGCACACUGGUGGUAGGACGCUCAAUCUGGAGAUGGGUGGCAAACUCAUGCUUGAAGCCAUAAAUAACAGCACAAGCCCAUUUAAUCAGACAUGUCGAAGCAUUUGAACAGUAUAUGAUUUGCUUUACACACUAGCAUUUGCCAGUAAAUGAAUAAACCAUAACUCAUAUAUUAGGUAGUCAGUUCAUUUAAAGUGGCUGGCAUGCUAUUGCCAGCCUGAGGAACACAGGAUAUUUCUGGGUAAAGGUUUGCAAAAGCAAUGCAAUUGAGGGAAUUGUACCAAUUUCAGUUUGUCAGCUUAUUGAUAGGAAAUCUCCACAAUCCCAACAAAUAACCUUUAAACAAGGUUUUCAAGUGGAAUCGCUCUGGAAAAUGUCAAUCCACAUAAAGGGAUACGUUCUUGGUUGUGUUACCACUGUGGGUAAUUGUGACUUUGGAGAAAAUAAACAGUUUGAAAUUUUGA
Molecule: messenger RNA, 1358 nt
Organism: Anguilla anguilla (European eel)
Lineage: Eukaryota; Metazoa; Chordata; Actinopteri; Anguilliformes; Anguillidae
Exons: 5
Coding region: 121-1002 (293 amino acids)
Source: RefSeq, a predicted model, not a curated record